This is a messenger RNA of Penicillium brasilianum, 1704 nucleotides long. The record is from the annotation of a GenBank genome assembly. NCBI's taxonomy places the organism in Eukaryota, Fungi, Ascomycota, Eurotiomycetes, Eurotiales, Aspergillaceae.
AUGUACACAAGAGCGUCAGCAUCCGACUAUGAUGACUUUCAGGCCAAGGGUUGGACAACAGAUGAACUAGUACCCCUCAUGAAAAAACACGAAACUUAUCAGCGCUCCUGUAACAAUCGGGAUGUGCAUGGCUUCGAGGGUCCGAUUAAAGUUUCCUUCGGAAACUAUACAUACCCUAUCGCGCAGGACUUCCUGCGAGCUGCUGAGACUCAAGGCAUUCCAGUCACAGAUGACCUUCAGGAUUUGAAGACUGCACAUGGUGCUGAGCAUUGGUUGAAAUGGAUCAAUCGGGACACGGGGCGGCGAAGCGAUGCAGCUCAUGCCUAUGUUCACAGUACUAGAGCUAAGCACUCUAAUCUCCAUCUCAAGUGCAACACCAAGGUAGACAAAAUCAUCAUCGAAAAUGGUCGCGCGGUGGGCGUUGCGACCGUCCCAACAAAGCCUCUUGAUGGGGUCGACCCACCUCGCAGGAUCUUCCUGGCUCGAAAACAAAUUAUCAUCAGCAGUGGAACGCUAAGCUCUCCACUAAUUCUCCAGCGGUCUGGUGUUGGCGACCCAGAGAAGCUACAGCGUGCAGGCAUCAAGCCUCUCGUGAACUUGCCCGGUGUGGGCCGGAACUUCCAGGAUCAUUACCUUACCUUCUCUGUGUAUCGUGCAAAGCCGGACACAGAUACUUUCGAUGACUUUGUUCGUGGAGACCCAAAGAUUCAAAAGAGAGUAUUCCAGGAAUGGAACCAAAAGGGUACUGGUCCUUUGGCAACUAAUGGAAUCGAUGCUGGUGUCAAAAUUAGACCUACGCCGCGCGAGUUGGACGAGAUGAAGAAGUGGCCAACUCCAGAGUUCAGCAGUGGAUGGGAAUCUUAUUUCAAGAACAAGCCGGACAAGCCUGUUAUGCACUACUCGGUCAUCGCUGGUUGGUUCGGUGACCAUAUGCUCAUGCCUCCGGGCAAGUUCUUCACCAUGUUCCAUUUCCUGGAGUACCCAUUCUCUCGAGGCUCCACCCAUAUCGAGUCGCCCGACCCAUACGCUAUUCCAGACUUUGAUGCAGGGUUCAUGAAUGACAAGCGCGAUAUGGCCCCCAUGGUCUGGGGCUACAUCAAGUCCCGCGAAACAGCACGUCGAAUGGGGGCCUAUGCUGGCGAGGUGACCGGAAUGCAUCCUCACUUUGCCUUUGACUCGCCAGCUCGAGCUCGUGAUCUUGACCUGGAGACUACCAAGGCGUAUGCCGGUCCAAAUCAUAUCACCGCCGGUAUUCAGCAUGGAUCUUGGUCUGAGCCCCUGGGUCCAGGAAAGCAGCCUUCUACUUCAACUCUCAGCUCUAACCGCCAUGAAGCCCGUGAUGAGCUGAAAUAUAGCAAAGAAGAUGUCGAACAUAUUGAGAGAUGGGUCAAACGCCACGUCGAGACUACCUGGCAUUCCCUUGGAACUUGCAGCAUGGCGCCUCGGGAGGGAAGUUCCAUUGCACCUCACGGCGGUGUCGUAGAUGAGCGCCUGAAUGUCCAUGGAGUGAAGGGCCUCAAGGUUUGUGACCUGUCCAUUUGUCCAGAUAAUGUUGGGUGCAACACUUUCAGCACUGCCCUCCUUAUUGGUGAGAAGUGUGCAGUACUUACUGCCGAGGAUUUAGGCUACUCUGGGGAUGCGUUGAAGAUGGAGGUACCCACUUACCAGGCUCCAGGAGAGUUCGUGAACCUCGCUCGCCUGUGA